This is a messenger RNA of Trypanosoma rangeli, 1770 nucleotides long. RefSeq names its product paraflagellar rod protein 2C. The record is from RefSeq and is a predicted model, not a curated record. Gene Ontology annotation, cellular component: motile cilium. The coding region runs from base 1 to 1770 and encodes 589 amino acids. The transcript has a single exon. Gene Ontology annotation, molecular function: calmodulin binding. NCBI's taxonomy places the organism in Eukaryota, Euglenozoa, Kinetoplastea, Trypanosomatida, Trypanosomatidae.
AUGUCUGCCGAAGAAGUCACUGGCCUGGAGGCCGCGCGCAAGCAGAAGAUCCACAACCUGAAGCUGAAGACGGCAUGCCUCGAAAAUGAGGAGCUGAUCCAGGAGCUGCACGUUUCGGACUGGUCCGAGACGCAGCGGCAGAAGCUGCGCGGUGCUCACCUGAAGGCGGAGGAACUUGUUGCGGCCGUCGACGUCGGCACAAAGUGGAACCUGACGGAGGCGUACGACUUGGCGAAGCUGAUGCGGGUGUGUGGCCUUGAAAUGAGCCAGCGUGAGCUGUACCGCCCGGAGGACAAGGCGCAGUUUAUGGACAUCAUUGGGGUGAAGAAGGUGCUGCAGGACCUGAAGCAGAACCGCAACAAGACGCGCGUGGUGAGCUUCACGCAGAUGAUCGACAACGCAAUUGCGAAGAUGGAGAAGGUGGAGGAGGAGCUUCGCCGGUCGCAGUUGGAUGCGACCCAGCUGGCGCAGGUUCCGACACGGACGCUGAAGCAGAUUGAGGAUAUUAUGAACGCCACACAAAUUCAGAACGCACUCGCGUCGACAGACGACCAGAUCAAGACGCAGUUAGCGCAGCUUGAGAAGACCAACGAGAUUCAAAACGUUGCCAUGCAUGACGGUGAGAUGCAGGUUGCUGAGGAGCAGAUGUGGACGAAGGUGCAGCUGCAGGAGCGACUGAUUGACCUGAUCCAGGACAAGUUCCGGUUGAUUACCAAAUGCGAGGAGGAGAACCAGCCGUUUAAGAAGAUCUACGAGGUGCAGAAGCAGGCGAACCAGGAGACGAGCCAGAUGAAGGACGCGAAGCGGCGCCUGAAGCAGCGGUGCGAGACGGAUUUGAAGCACAUUCACGACGCGAUCCAGAAGGCGGAUCUGGAGGAUGCCGAGGCGAUGAAGCGUCAAGCUGCGAACAAGGAGAAGAGUGACAGCUUUGUCCGCGAGAACGAAGAGAAGCAGGAGGAGGCGUGGAACAAGAUUCAGGACCUGGAGCGGCAGCUGCAAAAGCUGGGGACGGAGCGUUUCGAGGAGGUGAAGCGGCGCAUUGAGGAGAUCGAUCGCGAGGAGAAGCGGCGCGUGGAGUACUCACAGUUCCUUGAAGUCGCGUCACAGCACAAGAAGCUUCUGGAGCUAACGGUGUACAAUUGCGAUCUGGCGAUCCGGUGCACAGGGCUGGUGGAGGAGUUGGUGUCGGAGGGAUGCGCCGCGGUGAAGGCCCGCCACGACAAGACAAGUCAGGACCUGGCGGCGCUACGGCUGGAGGUGCACAAGGAGCACCUGGAGUACUUCCGCAUGCUCUACCUCACCCUGGGCUCGCUCAUCUACAAGAAAGAGAAGCGGAUGGAGGAGAUUGACCGCAACAUCCGCACGACACACAUUCAGCUUGAGUUCUGCGUGGAGACGUUUGACCCGAACGCGAAGAGGCAUGCCGACAUGAAGAAGGAGCUGUACAAGCUGCGCCAGGGUGUGGAGGAGGAACUGGCGAUGCUGAAGGAGAAGCAGGCGAAGGCGCUGGAGGACUUCAGGGAGUCGGAGGAGGCGCUGGACGCUGCUGGCAUCGAGUUCAACCACCCCGUGGACGAGAACAACGAGGAGGUGCUGACGCGGCGCAGCAAGAUGGUGGAGUACCGCUCGCACUUGUCGAAGCAGGAGGAGGUGAAGAUUGCCGCGGAGCGCGAGGAGAUCAAGCGGGCACGGCUCUUGCGCACCGGUGGGGGUGGCAGUGGGGAGCAGCCUCGCAUUGGGCACAAUACCGCUCCUGCGCGUCUUGAGUGA